This is a messenger RNA of Phytophthora nicotianae INRA-310, 1011 nucleotides long. RefSeq lists its product as hypothetical. The transcript has a single exon. The record is from RefSeq and is a predicted model, not a curated record. Bases 128 to 811 code for a protein of 227 amino acids. NCBI's taxonomy places the organism in Eukaryota, Oomycota, Peronosporomycetes, Peronosporales, Peronosporaceae.
GCGUCCUGAGGAUGAGUUUCGCUGUGGAAAAUCUUGGUAAUUGAAGUGCGAACCUUGAAACCAACGCGGAGGAGCUGCAGGACUUCGGCCGAAAUCGCCGGACAGCUAUUGCCCUGACGGGCGCGCGAUGCCAUCGUGCGCGCACGACAACGCUGUGCUUGGUUUCGGCUCACUUUUCAAAAUGCCGAACGCUAACCUGAUGAACGCACUGGAGCAAGAGCUGGAAACGCAAGUUGAGGAAGCCUGUCGACCGCCGUUCAGUUCGGUAGACGCCGUCCGCGACUUCAUUUCGAACGAAAACCCAAGUUCGGACUCAAGCGUCUCGCUCGAGAUGUGCGUCAUCGCGGUGAAGGACAGCUGGAACCUGAUCCGUGUCCAGCUAAUCGACUACGACUACACGAGUCGGGUUGAAGAGGUGCUUCGACUAAUAAACAAGCUUGACGUCCAGCGACGCUACAAGUUUGUGUUCUCGCUAACACUCUGGAAGGCCAAGAAGGUUGAUCCCGCCAAUCACUGUGAAUUUGAAGUCGGCCGCGCCUACACGUUUGCGAAGGUUCACGGCCUUCGCCUGUACUACGCGUUGACCCAGGGGAGCUCGCAGUUACAGAUCAACCGUGAGGCGGAGCCGCUGUCUACCACCGACGAAUACGACCACGAUCUUCAAGAACUCCAGUCGGCUGCUAAAGAUGCGACGGUAUCCAAGAUGGCUGCCAGCAGAAUUGACGGCGGUCGCGAUCCCGCUGGCGAUGAUGCCAACCCGUCGCCAAAGAAGAAGAUUCGUGUCCCAAAGGUCGACGGAAAGAAGAAGUAGAAGCCGUAAGCUGCUUUAAAAGGGCUAUGCCUUGACGCCCACUUGCAACUUCAGCGGAGCGGCAACCUGAAGACAGACUGAAGUCAAGCACACACAAAUCCACAUGCGUAUACAUUCACAAGCUAUCGCUUAGCACACUUUGCACAUAACUCUAACAUGAAAGCUGCUAACAGUACGAAGAAAGGGAGAAAUGAGCAACA